This is a messenger RNA of Rhizophagus irregularis DAOM 181602=DAOM 197198, 1908 nucleotides long. RefSeq lists its product as uncharacterized. Gene Ontology annotation, cellular component: plasma membrane. NCBI's taxonomy places the organism in Eukaryota, Fungi, Glomeromycota, Glomeromycetes, Glomerales, Glomeraceae. Gene Ontology annotation, molecular function: sucrose:proton symporter activity. The record is from RefSeq and is a predicted model, not a curated record.
UUUGAAUUUACCGAAAAAUUUUUUAUUUAGUACUUUUAAAAAAUGAAAGAAACGCCACGUUCUUCAACGACAUCUGUAGAUAUAUCUGUAAGAGGAAUAGACGGUCAAGAUGAUAAUAUAAAUUUUACUGUAAACUCAAAGGAUAAUGAUGAUACGUCGAAUAUUCGAGGAAAAAAUAAAACCAUGAAAAUGAUAUUAUUGACUCAGUGCUUUGCUGGUUUACAGCUUUCCUGGUCAGUAGAACUAGCAUAUGGAACUCCAUAUUUACUUUCUUUAGGUUUAUCAAAAUCAUUAGUAUCUUUAGUAUGGCUUGCUGGACCUUUAUCAGGUCUUGUAAUGCAGCCUAUAGUUGGAUUACUUUCAGAUAAUUCAACGUCUAGAUAUGGUAGAAGGAGACCUUUUUUAUUAGUUGGUGGUUUCGCUGUAGUAGGUUCUUUCAUAUGCAUUGGUUGGACGCAAGAAAUCGUUAAUUUAUUUUUUGAAAGCGGGUCUUCAACGGCAAAUUCAUUAUCAAGAUGGUUGGCAGUUACAUCAUUCUAUGUUCUCGAUUUUGCAAUAAAUUGUGUUCAAGCAAGUUGUCGAGUUCUUAUUGUUGAUAAUUUACCUCCAUCUCUACAAGAAGAAGGUACAGCUUGGGCUAGUAGAAUGAUUGGAAUUGGAAAUGUCAUUGGUUAUUUUUUGGGAUAUGCUAAUUUAGUCGAGAUUUUUCCUUUUCUUGGUAGAACUCAAAUGCAAGUUUUAUGUUCUCUUGCAUCUAUACUUAUAUUAUCUUCAGAUAUAUUGACAUGUUGGGCUGUUAAUGAAAAGAUAUUUACUGGAAGUACAAAUAAAUCAAGAAAUUUUUUUACCGCAAUUUAUGAAACAUUUUCUUCCAUUAUUAAAUCCUUUCGUAAUCUUCCAAGUUAUGUUCAAUUAUUAUGUAACGUUCAAUUUUUUGCUUGGAUUGGAUGGUUUCCAUUUUUAUUUUAUUCAACGACCUGGGUAGCAGAAGUUCAUGCUCGUUCUAUUGGUGAUUAUUCAUCCAAAAGUUCAUCUUCAUCUAAUGAUUCAGUUGGAGAAAAAACUCGUGAUGGUUCAUUUUCUUUAUUAUUAUAUUCAAUUGUAAGUUUAAUGGCAUCAUUUAUAUUACCAAUGUUAAUCAAAUUCGCUGGAAGGAUUACAACAAAUUCAACAAAAUUAUUACAAACCCAAUUUAUACCAUUUUUAACACUACCAAAAUUAUGGACAAUAUCACAUUUCAUAUUUGCAUUUUCGAUGUUAUCAACUUGGUUCGUAACUAAUAUUUUUCAAGCAAGUAUUUUAAUUAGUUUAUGUGGAAUUUCUUGGACUAUAACUAUGUGGGCACCAUAUUCACUUUUAGGAGAAUUUGUUGCAAAUGAAGAAUCUAAAACGUUGGGAACUACUGAACGACGUAAUAAUGAAGAAACAGUAAUUUAUAAUUUAGUUGAAGGGGGCGAUAAUGAUAAUGAUUCGGAAGAUAAUGAUAAUGAAGUUGAUACUGAAAAUUUAAGAAGGACAUCAAAAGAUCUCAAGAAUUCAAAUGUUAAUAUUUCAACCAACUCAGAAGCUGGUGUAUUAUUUGGAAUUAUGAAUACAUAUAUCGUAUUACCAGAAUUUUUAGUAACAUUUUUUAAUAGUAUAGUAUUUGCUAUAUUAGAACCUGGUGGUUAUGAUGAUAAUGAUACGGAUAUUGAUACAAGACAACGUCAUCAAACACAUACUAAUGAAAAUUUAAACGCUGAUGCUAUUGGUUUUGUAUUAAGAUUUGGGGGUUUUAUGACUAUUGUUGCAGGAAUCAUUUCUAUUAAAUUAUGGUACAAAAAAAUAAAAUAAUUUCAAGAUAAUAAUUUUUUAUUUUUUAUUAUUAUAUAGAAAAUAAAAUGGGUCUUGUAUAUUUUAAACUUAGAG